UUGAUUGCUUCUGUCUGUCAGAGGAGCAGACGCUCGUGGAUUUAGCUGUUAGCCUGAAGCUAACUGUUCUCACUCUGUCUCUCUCUGUCUCACCCUCUCUGUCUCUGUCUCACCCUCUCCGGUGAAAAUGUCCAUUGAUUCGGUGAAACUUUCUAAGAACCUCCUGCGCAUGAAGUUCAUGCAGAGAGGUCUGGACGAUGAGACCAAGAAGCAGCUGGAGGAGGACGAGCGGAGGAUCAUCAGCGACGAGCACUGGUACCUGGACCUGCCGGAGCUCAAAGCCAAGGAGAAUCUGAUCAUCGAGGAGAAGAGUUUUGUUCCGUGUGAAGAUCUGAAGUUCGGCCGCAUGUCCUUCAGAGGGUUCAACCCCGACGUGGAGAAGCUGAUGACGUUGAUGAACCCAAGUGAGGAAGGCCCAGCUGAGGAAGAGGAGGAGACGAGCAGGAUGCCAACAGACGUCACAGAUGAAGAAAUGGCUCUGAGGUACGAGAGUUUGGUCGGGAGCAUGAAGAGGAAGUUCGUGAAGAAGCGUGAGCGAGCGGCGGCGGACGAGGACGUCAAUCAAAACGUCGUAGAAACGAACACAAAGAGAAUGUUUCUGAAACCUCAGGACUGAACUUACAGAACGUGAUUUCAUGUAAAUGUCUUUUGACAUAGUCGUGUUUUACAGCCGAGUGGAUGUUAUACAUCCUGUCCAUUUUUUUGUGUGGAUUAUCUUUGAGAAGCUGUGAGAGUUUAAAUGCUUUCACUCAUUAAACUCUCGUUUUUAAAACUUCA
Molecule: messenger RNA, 777 nt
Organism: Platichthys flesus (European flounder)
Lineage: Eukaryota; Metazoa; Chordata; Actinopteri; Pleuronectiformes; Pleuronectidae
Gene: mphosph6
Product: M-phase phosphoprotein 6
Exons: 5
Coding region: 128-616 (162 amino acids)
Biological process (GO): maturation of 5.8S rRNA
Source: RefSeq, a predicted model, not a curated record